GAGAGAAAGAAACGAAAUCAUUCGAUAUCAAAGUUUGGAAAGCUUCAUAGCCGGCUGCCCCGAACUUGCGUCAACCAACAAAUAAACUCUUUAAUUUCUUAUCAGUGUUAUAAAAACUAAAAUUCAAUAUGCGUGAAUGUAUCUCUAUCCAUGUCGGUCAAGCUGGUGUCCAAAUCGGUAACGCCUGCUGGGAAUUAUACUGCUUGGAACAUGGUAUCCAGCCUGAUGGUCAGAUGCCUUCCGAUAAGACUGUCGGUGGAGGUGAUGAUUCUUUCAACACCUUCUUCAGCGAAACUGGCGCUGGCAAACACGUUCCACGUGCCGUCUUUGUGGAUUUGGAACCCACUGUCGUAGAUGAGGUCCGUACUGGCACCUACCGCCAAUUGUUCCAUCCUGAACAAUUGAUUACUGGCAAGGAAGACGCUGCCAACAACUACGCCCGUGGUCAUUACACCAUUGGCAAGGAAAUUGUCGAUUUGGUACUCGACCGCAUCCGCAAGUUGGCCGAUCAAUGUACUGGUCUCCAAGGUUUCCUCAUCUUCCACUCUUUCGGUGGUGGUACCGGUUCCGGUUUCACUUCCUUGUUGAUGGAACGUUUGUCUGUCGAUUAUGGCAAGAAAUCAAAAUUGGAAUUCGCCAUCUACCCCGCUCCUCAAGUAUCGACUGCUGUGGUUGAACCCUACAACUCCAUCUUGACCACCCACACAACCCUGGAACAUUCCGACUGCGCCUUCAUGGUUGACAAUGAAGCCAUCUACGAUAUUUGCCGCCGUAACUUGGACAUUGAGCGCCCCACUUACACCAACUUGAAUCGUCUGAUUGGUCAGAUUGUAUCCUCCAUCACUGCCUCGUUGCGUUUCGAUGGUGCCCUCAACGUCGAUUUGACUGAAUUCCAGACUAAUUUGGUGCCCUACCCACGUAUCCAUUUCCCCUUGGUCACCUACGCACCCGUCAUCUCUGCCGAAAAAGCCUACCACGAACAAUUGUCGGUUGCCGAAAUCACAAACGCCUGUUUCGAGCCUGCCAACCAGAUGGUUAAGUGCGAUCCUCGUCAUGGCAAAUACAUGGCUUGCUGCAUGUUGUAUCGUGGUGAUGUUGUGCCCAAGGAUGUCAAUGCCGCCAUUGCCACCAUCAAGACCAAGCGCACCAUUCAAUUCGUUGACUGGUGUCCCACUGGUUUCAAGGUCGGUAUUAACUACCAACCACCCACUGUUGUGCCCGGUGGUGAUUUGGCCAAGGUACAACGUGCCGUCUGCAUGUUGUCCAACACCACUGCCAUCGCCGAAGCCUGGGCUCGUUUGGAUCACAAAUUCGAUUUGAUGUAUGCCAAGCGUGCUUUCGUCCAUUGGUAUGUCGGUGAGGGUAUGGAAGAAGGUGAAUUCUCCGAGGCUCGUGAGGAUUUGGCUGCCCUCGAGAAGGAUUACGAGGAAGUUGGCAUGGACUCUGGUGAUGGCGAAGGUGAGGGUGCUGAAGAAUAUUAAGCAAACGAAGCCGCCGCGUCCAGCAAAGAAGAAGCCCAUUUGAAGAUUCUAACCUAACCGAAAAAAAAACUUCAAAAAACCUUUAAAAACUUUGACGAAUCACUUUCUGUUUUGAAAAAAUGAGAAAAAAAAUUAAAAUGCAAUGAAAAAAAAGAAUCUUGAAAGAAGACACAAAAGAAUAAAUUCAACAUGAUUGCAAUUCUAUUAAAGAAA
This is a messenger RNA of Stomoxys calcitrans (stable fly), 1694 nucleotides long. RefSeq names its product tubulin alpha-1 chain (gene alphaTub84B). NCBI's taxonomy places the organism in Eukaryota, Metazoa, Arthropoda, Insecta, Diptera, Muscidae. The record is from RefSeq and is a predicted model, not a curated record. Bases 129 to 1481 code for a protein of 450 amino acids. Gene Ontology annotation, molecular function: structural constituent of cytoskeleton; GTP binding. Gene Ontology annotation, cellular component: cytoplasm; microtubule. Gene Ontology annotation, biological process: mitotic cell cycle; microtubule cytoskeleton organization. The transcript has 2 exons.